AUGGAGCCCCAAGUGUGUCCAAAAAUGGCCAAGACCACCGCGUCCGCCACCCUCGGGGAGCUCUUGAGGCGCAUCGGAGAAUCACAAACCGACUCCACUGGUGCCGGUUCCACGCCGCCUCAUCGCGUGGUCGAGCUAACCCACAAUUGUCCUCCUGACCCGAAAUCUAACUUCCCCUUCGUUCUAUCCUUCAAUAACCUUUCGUACAGCGUGAAAGUCCGCCGGAAACUGAAGUUCCCGACGUUGUUUCCGAGAAAGAACGAUGUGCUCGGCUCGCAGCCGGUGGAGAGUAAUAGCACUAAGGACAUGAAGAUCUUAUUGAAUGAUAUAUCCGGCGAAGCAAGGGAAGGAGAGAUCAUGGCCGUUCUCGGCGCAAGCGGGUCCGGCAAGUCGACGCUGAUCGACGCUCUCGCCGAUAGGAUCGCGAAGGAAAGCUUGAAGGGAUCCAUAAAACUAAACGGAGAAACCUUGGUGUCCAAACUCUUAAAGGUGAUUUCCGCGUACGUAAUGCAAGACGAUCUCUUAUUCCCGAUGCUGACUGUGGAAGAAACCCUCAUGUUCUCAGCCGAGCUCCGCCUCCCCCGGUCCCUCUCCAGAUCCAAGAAGAUGGCGCGCGUCCAGGCCCUGAUCGACCAGCUCGGGCUCCGUAGCGCCGCCACGACCGUCAUCGGAGAUGAAGGCCACCGCGGAGUCUCGGGCGGCGAACGGCGGCGCGUUUCCAUUGGGAUGGACAUAAUCCACGACCCCAUCAUCCUUUUCCUGGACGAGCCCACCUCCGGGCUGGACUCCACCUCCGCCUUCAUGGUGGUGAAGGUGCUCAAGCGCAUCGCGCAGAGCGGAAGCAUCGUCGUCAUGUCGGUGCACCAACCCAGUUACCGCAUCCUCAGCCUCCUUGACCGCUUGAUCUUCCUAUCCCGCGGCCACGUGGUCUACAGCGGCUCCCCUGCCGGCCUCCACGCCUUCUUUUCCGACUUCGGCCACCCCAUUCCCUCCAACGAGGACCGAACGGAGUUCGCCCUAGACUUGAUCCGCGAACUAGAAACUUCUCCCGGAGGAACCAAAGCCCUAGUCGAGUUCAACAAAUCCAGAAACAGAACAUCACUGAGAACACGCGAUUAUGAUCGCAUGAUUAUUCAAGGCACUCAGUACUCGCUUAAGGACGCUAUAAGCGCGAGUAUAUCCCGGGGGAAGUUGGUCUCCGGAGCGACAAACGAGUCGAAUCCGACGUUGUCAGUUCCGACGUUUGCAAACCCGGUGUGGGCCGAAACGUUGGUUAUCUCAAAAAGAUCAUUGUUAAAUUCGAGGAGAAUGCCAGAGCUGUUCGGGAUCCGUCUAGGGGCGGUGCUGGUCACCGGCGUCAUCCUGGCGACCAUGUUCUGGCACCUCGACGACUCCCCAAAAGGAGUCCAGGAGCGAUUAGGGUUCUUCGCCUUCGCCAUGUCCACAACCUUCUACACCUGCGCGGAGGCCAUCCCCGUUUUUCUCCAAGAACGGUACAUCUUCAUGAGGGAGACGGCGUACAACGCCUACCGCCGGUCCUCCUACGUCCUCGCGCACUCCGUCAUCGCCGUCCCUUCUCUCGUCUUUCUGUCCUUAGUCUUCGCCGCCACCACCUUCUGGGCGGUGGGCCUCACCGGGGGUUUCUCCGGCUUCCUCUUCUUCUUCUUCACCAUCUUCGCCUCCUUCUGGGCGGGGAGCUCCUUCGUGACUUUUCUGUCUGGCAUUGUUUCGCACGUGAUGUUGGGGUACACGGUGGUGGUGGCGAUCCUGGCGUACUUUCUGCUGUUCAGCGGGUUCUUCAUCAGCCGGGACAGGAUCCCUCCGUACUGGAUAUGGUUCCAUUACAUUUCUCUGGUGAAGUAUCCGUACGAGGCGGUUCUGCAGAACGAGUUCGCCGACGGCGUGAGGUGCUUCGUGAAGGGGGUUCAGAUGUUCGACAAUACGCCGCUGGGAGCGGUGCCGGAGGAGGUGAAGCUGAGGUUGUUGAAGAGCAUGAGCGGUGCGUUGGGUGUGAACAUUACCAGCUCCACUUGCGUGACGACGGGGUCGGAUAUUCUGAAGCAGCAGGGGAUUACUGAUCUAAGCAAGUGGAGUUGCUUGUGGGUGACUAUUGCAUUGGGUUUUUUCUUUAGGAUUUUGUUCUACUUUGCUUUGCUGUUUGGAAGCAAAAACAAGAGAACGUAAAAGUAUAUACAUAUUUGGUGUAUUAUCUUCUUCGUGUGAUUGUUGGCAAUGCGUGAACUGCUGAAGCUCAAGCAGUUAAUUGUUGGAAAUAGGCAUGCAAACACCCUUUGUUUUUUCCCACUCUCAAUCCUUUUCUACUAUUGUACUGCAGAAUUUUCCUCAUAUCAAUGUAAUAUUUAAUAAUUUAUAUU
This is a messenger RNA of Malania oleifera, 2375 nucleotides long. RefSeq names its product ABC transporter G family member 20-like. The record is from RefSeq and is a predicted model, not a curated record. Lineage: Eukaryota; Viridiplantae; Streptophyta; Magnoliopsida; Santalales; Ximeniaceae. The transcript has a single exon. Gene Ontology annotation, cellular component: membrane. Gene Ontology annotation, molecular function: ABC-type transporter activity; ATP binding; ATP hydrolysis activity. Bases 1 to 2184 code for a protein of 727 amino acids.